AAUGGGUAUUCGAUCAAGGACAAGAUACUAUUGAACAGUUUAAAUAAGUUUGUGCCCCAAUAUGGAAUCAAUGAGAACAGUAUUGUCAAAUCUAUUCAGGAUUUGAAGUACAACGAUUCGAUGAACGUUUUGUUCAAGGAGAAAGAAAACGAACUCAUUUACUUUUAUUUGAAAAAUUCAAGAGUUGAACUAGCCAAUUCAAUUAAAAAGGACGAAGAAUUUAAUGCAUUAACAAAUGAGGAUGAUAAGUUGAAAUAUUUAAUGAAAAAAAGAUUGCUUUUGAAUUUGAAAUUGGGCGAGAGAAUUUUAAAUUAUUUAAUUUUGCCCAAGAAUAUUAGCAAAAGUUUAGAUGAAUUGAUGAAAUUGAGUGAUGAUUUUGCUUUUUUCAGUAAUGAUAUGUCGAACGAUUUUGCAUGGUAUUCCAAAAGAUUUUGUAUUGCUAUGAUUUAUGUGAAGAGCGAAUUGUAUAUGAUCAAUGAUAAAUCAAGUGGUUUUAAAAAUACAUUGAAGUUUUUGGAAGAUUCAAUUGACAGAUAUUCUAAAUUGGGAUAUGCUUAUAACGAAACUGAAAAAUGGGCAAUUUUCAAUGGAUUUUCGUUGAUUAAUUUGAUUAGAUCUCAAUUAACCAGA
Ascoidea rubescens DSM 1968 is the source of this 630-nucleotide messenger RNA. It is a transcript of the gene COQ9, whose product is annotated as ubiquinone biosynthesis protein COQ9. Gene Ontology annotation, biological process: ubiquinone biosynthetic process. The annotation marks the transcript as partial. The record is from RefSeq and is a predicted model, not a curated record. The transcript has 2 exons. Lineage: Eukaryota; Fungi; Ascomycota; Saccharomycetes; Ascoideales; Ascoideaceae. Gene Ontology annotation, cellular component: mitochondrial inner membrane. Gene Ontology annotation, molecular function: lipid binding.